AGUACUAGUUUCUGACCUGUUAUAUGAGUCAGUCAUUACCAUACUCUUUUUAUAUAUAAAAAUUCACAAAAAGAAGAACAACAUGUCACGGGACUGAAAAACUGUAUUAUUUGUCAUGUUCCACACCAUGUUUUGAAUUGUCUCUUAAUUGAAUUUUGUUUGUUUCAUCAUGUCACAAACAUAAACACACCACAUGUGACAUAAUCCCUUAUCUUUGUUGCUUUUAAAAGCAUUGCUGCGUUUUGUUUUCAUAACUUCAAGCUUUGUUGAUUUCUUCCUCUAAAUCAGUAACAUGGAUGUGAAUUUUAAGUCACUUUCCUUUGAAAAAUCAGAAGCUGAACCUGAAGUGGAAGAAAACAUGCACUUUCUUAAGUCUCUUCAGGAGUUAAGAGAAUUGAGGUCUCAGCUUCACUAUGCUGCAGAUUAUUGUGAAACAACAUUCAUGGAAAGUGAAAAGAAGAGAGAUGUGAUGGAUGACACAAAAGAAUACAUAUGCAGAGCUAUGGUUACUGUAGUUGAUCAUCUUGGGAAUGUUUCCUCUAAUCUUGAAGGUCUUAUUUCUCAUAAAAAUUCAUUUUCUGAUGCUGAGAUACGAAUUCAGUGCCUCACACAAAGACUUUUCACAUGUGACCAAUAUGCUGAUAAGGUUGCCCUAUCAAAUAUGCAAUGGAGGGAGAAAUUGCCAAGAUUACAUACCAGAUAUUUAUCAUCACCUCCUAUCCUUGAGAGAUCAAAGAGUGACAAAUUAAGUAAUUCUAAAAGUGAAGUUCCUUUAAAAAAAGAAGAUAAACAUAUACAGGGGGAUUUGCCACUUUACAUGUACACUCAGAAUCCAUGUACAACUAAGAAUUUGAAGCCAGCAACUGCAACAGUUAGCAAGCAUAACAAUUUAGCCUUUGUGAUGCCUGUUCGUGACGGUUUAUCAGUGUUAGCAAAAGUUUCGAAUCCUGCAUUUGAUUUCCAUGGUACUCCAAAGGUUACGCCGCGUCAUAGAAGAUCCUUGCAUGGAAGCGACAUCUUAUAUCUCAUUAAGCGCUCGAAACGAAAACAUUGAAUAAAUGGAGAACAUAAUUUCUUAUCAUUUUCAUGUGGAAGUUUAGUGUUAAUUACAUGAUUCAAGAAUCAAAUAUGAUUAAUAAAAUAUUUGUAUUUUGAAGCACUUUCAAACUAGUAGUUGUUUUUGUAGUUUUAGUAGGAAAUAUGAUGAUGAUUAUAACGAUGUAUAAAAACAUAAACCGUUGAACUUGCAACUUUUGAACUAAACAAAAUCAAGCUUGCAAAA
Molecule: messenger RNA, 1282 nt
Organism: Medicago truncatula (barrel medic)
Lineage: Eukaryota; Viridiplantae; Streptophyta; Magnoliopsida; Fabales; Fabaceae
Product: probable protein ABIL5
Exons: 8
Coding region: 293-1054 (253 amino acids)
Source: RefSeq, a predicted model, not a curated record